Messenger RNA from Paramisgurnus dabryanus, 3231 nucleotides. The record is from RefSeq and is a predicted model, not a curated record. NCBI's taxonomy places the organism in Eukaryota, Metazoa, Chordata, Actinopteri, Cypriniformes, Cobitidae.
GGCAAGACCGUCUCAUUUCAGUUUGCUCCGUGUACUUUAGAGGCUGUAGCCUUUUAAUACAGAGUCUUGCCUUCAAAGUCCGCGGCCUAGAAGGAUCUAGCCCCUGAACUGAAUUGGGAUGCACCCAGUGUCAGCAACUCAUUCGGCAGAAUCGUCGGCAAUCUUCGACCGUUGGUUAAACUGGCUCGUUCGUUUCUUUUGAGUUCGACGUGCUAUUUCGGCUGUGCGUCCUCGUCAUCAUCAACCCAGUUCGAUUAGUGAAUCGGCUCAACCGAUCACUUCAUAUGAACCGGCUCAAAAGAACGAUUCAUUCAAGAACCAAACAUCGCUAAACGUCACAGCAGAGGCGUGUCUUGCAGGAGACCCCACACCACUCAUGACGUAAAACAUAAGUUUCAUUUUCAAACUUUCAAGUUGAAGAGUGACUUCUGUUUUGAGAUUGUUGUCAAAUAUGGACGCACAAUUGCACGACGCAGAGGAAGAGUGUGUCAAAUACAAGCCUGGCGUUCGUUUGGAUAUGAGCCACGGGUUUCUUCACCACAUCAGAAGAAAUCAGAUAGCAAGGGAUGAUUACGACAGAGAUGUAAAACAGGCCAAAGAGAAACAGAGGCGCAGACCCACCACUACCCCUCGCUGCCCAAAAAGGCCUGACCGACAGAUGUACCACUUACGUCAAAGGUGUAAGUUAGAUGGUUCUGAGCCUGCUGUGAGUGCAGGGACAGAGGACUGCAUUGAGGGCAACUCCGGCACAGUAUUAUUUUGGCUUGAUUACCAGGCUGAUAGUGGGCAAAUAACAUCAUUCAUUGUUCACAAGGAGGACAAGCCAGAAACGAUAGUAGAAAGAGUAGCAGAGAAGAACAUUUUGGACUCAGCCAUGAGGGCAGCACUGCUGGCACGUGUGGAAAGAGAAGUGGACAAACGACGUGACAAAUGCUAAGAUGAUGAAACAUGCUGUUUUUGGAAAAAAGCAUGCUUUUAAAAGCAAGGCCUCACUAAAAUAUUGUGUGACCAUAAUUGUGGAUGAUGCAGUUCUGCUUUACAGCACCAAGCAUGCCAAGUAACGUUAGCCUAACUUGUUAGGUGUAGAUAAUGAAAGACAAUAGAUACACUGUUAAAGAUGAAAUCAUGAAAUUUAGUUUGAACCAUUUACAGUAUGUCUUUGUAAGAUACAGAAAUCGAGACCUGAAUUUUUUUCUGUCCGAGGAAAUAAAAAUGGUGCAUUAUUUUUUUUUUCACAAAAAACGUUUUACUUGUCAUGGCAACAAAGAAUGCGCUAAAUAUAUGCAACGACAUAAAUUAUUUAUCUAUAUUAGGCUAUAUAUUAAGUAUUUUACUGUCUGAUAAUUUUUUUCUAGAUUUUUACAAAGGUAUGGCUCUAACAAAAUGUUAUUGGCUUAGGGUAUAAGAGAGAGUACUGUGUGAUAAUGUGGUAUGUGUUAGUAGAAAUGUGUUACAUUUACAUGUAUUUAGACACCUUAGCAACUUACAAAAAUCAACAGUAGUUUACAGUAGUUCAUCAUAAGAGACAACAAAUAUGUAAAAAUGACUGACAGAGCUAAGUAUCAUCUGCAUAAAUGCCAUGUGCCUUUAUGAUCGUUCCCAGUAAGGUUGGAGAAUAGGAAGGGAACCAGAACUGAACCUUGAGGCACCCCUGUGAGUACUUGAUGAAAACACCCUCCUCUUUAGGAGACCUCAAAGGAUCUGUCCAUGAGGGACAUAAAUGUGAGGUUGAUGAGCCACUAUAAGACCUCCAGAGUCCAGGAUGCUAUAGAGAUGCGGUCCUCUCAAAGUCCCCCACCAGGUGUAUCCUCCAUCUCCAGACACAUACACAUCCGGCCGGGCAGCUGAUAUGGAGUCCCCGACGCUACCUGCGCUGACACAAAAGGAACCUGUGUAAAACCAAGUGUAAAGUGUACCUCCUGGGUUGUCCACGUGCAUGAAAAUCAUGUCCUCAUCACCGUCCAGAACCGAGUAGAACUGUGAACAAACACCUUGAGUUAGUCUCAUAAGAAUCUUCGUGUGCAUCUCUUAUAUAAGCAACACUACAAAAGUUGUCAAUGGGACAGUACUUUUAAAAAGGUCCUAAUAUGUGACAUUUUGGUACAGUAAGGUACCUCUAAGGAACCAAUGUGUAUCUUUGAGGUACCAAUGUGCACCUUUUAGGUACAAAAGUGUACUUUUUGAAAUGGUACUCCCCAGUAACAGCUUUUGUACCUUCUUGUACCUUCUUUUUUUCUUUGGAGUGCCUAUGCUGACACAAGGAGAACAUGCAAACUCCACACAGAAAACCUCCUGACGCAAAUAAGACUUGCGGUUAGGCAACGAUGCUAUCCACUGAGCCACUGUGGUGUAAUUGAUGUGGUUUUGGAUGAACUAACCCUUCAAAGUAAUUUCAAUUGUUAGGUGAAACAUAUUACUAGGAAAUGUUUGCUAAAUGCCUAAUGGUAAAUGUGGAAAUGUUUUUAAAGUCACAAUGACACAUAAGUAGCUAUUAUCUUAUUUUCCCCAUUGUAUAUUAUAUAUUGUAUAUAACAGUUAAACAGCAUCUGAAAUGAGAAUGGGUCAUUCUACGGAAAUGUCAAUUUUUCUGUCCCUAGCCUUUACCUAAGGGUUACAAUUUUUUAUAUUUUAAAAUGAGACAAUAUGUUUUUUGAACAUUUACAUCUUCUUGAGCCAUCAAUGUAGCAAUAUUUGAUUUGUAUUAAUUAAUUAGAAUUCCAAGCAUCUCAGAAGUGCUCAUCCCUCAGUCAUGUACACAGGGAAAUUGCUUUAUUUUUAGAUCAAAAACAGUGUUUUCUUCGAUUUAAAAUACAAUAAUGUGUAAAUAACUAUCAAAUAUAUGAUGUAAAUUAAAUUAAAAGACAAAAUGCUAAAUAAAUAUUAUUAAAUAUGUAAUGAAAAUAGUGGUCCCCUGGAGUUGUGUCACUGGUGUUACCGUUUAACAAAAAACUCUUAUUUUUAAAUAAAAAUCACACUGAUGACAUCACUUGACUUCCUUCUUUCAAUUUCCCGGAGAUCUAUGAAGAGACGCCCAUAUAUGUCCACUGUCUCUUUUCAGUUAUCAGAAAUCUUCUCAUUUAUCUCAUGAUUUCAUAUGAAGUUUAGUUUAAGUCACUGGUAUGACCUCCCUUAUUGUUUGGAAAUCGCAAAAAACUAGAAUAAAAAUUGAUUAAACUACUUAAUUAAGUGAAUAUCCGAUGAAUUAUUUGUAAAAUGCAGUUUUCAUGAAAA